AUGGUCGCCAUCCACGGCUCGCUCGACGCGCACGGCGGCAUCUUCCUCGCCCUCGCCCUCUUCUACUUCCUCUCGAUCGCCGCGCCGGCAGGCGGUGGCGGUGGCGGCGGCUCGAACCACCUCCUCGUCCCCACGGGGCUGCUGCAGACCGCCCUCGCGGAGCAAAGCAGCGCCGCUGCCGCACCGGCGUGGCUGUCCGACGCCUUUGGCGGAGGGCUCGUCCGCAUCGACGCGACGAACUCGUCCGUCCGCCUUCCCAUCGGAGGAGCGGCGGACGGGCUCGUCUCGUGCGUGGUCGGGCGGGCGCGCGAGGCGUGCGGCGCGGCGGAGCUCGCGCUCCUCCCGCCGCCGCCGUGGCUGCUCACGCGCGUGCUGCUGCCCUACCCGAUCCCGCUGCUCGACGGCGCAGGCGACGGAAUCCACUGCACGACGUGA
Emiliania huxleyi CCMP1516 is the source of this 435-nucleotide messenger RNA. RefSeq lists its product as hypothetical. The transcript is spliced from 3 exons. The record is from RefSeq and is a predicted model, not a curated record. NCBI's taxonomy places the organism in Eukaryota, Haptophyta, Isochrysidales, Noelaerhabdaceae. The coding region runs from base 1 to 435 and encodes 144 amino acids.